Exophiala mesophila is the source of this 798-nucleotide messenger RNA. RefSeq lists its product as uncharacterized. The record is from RefSeq and is a predicted model, not a curated record. NCBI's taxonomy places the organism in Eukaryota, Fungi, Ascomycota, Eurotiomycetes, Chaetothyriales, Herpotrichiellaceae. The coding region runs from base 1 to 798 and encodes 265 amino acids. The transcript has 2 exons.
AUGCACCUUUCGAUGCGCCGCGCGUCGUCACUCAAUGUGCGAUCGAUUCUGCUUACAUCUCUGUUAUCGUCACCCCUAAUUCCGCGAGUCUCGGGAGCGAACGUGUUUUCGUACUUUCAGCUCAGCUCUUGCAAUGCAGGCACGGCAUUCUACCAAUACUCCGACCCUAACAACCUUGUCCACGACAUCAAUUGUCAUCAAGUCCCAAAUGGAACAGUGGCAAUGUACAUUGAUGAGCUUGAUGAAGGAUGCACUCUACGCACAUACACAUCAAAGACAUGCAGUCCCUCUGAACUAUCAGGUGUCCUCAUCACCCCCGGCACUUGCUUCUAUGCCGACCAUGCGAUUCAACUGGGGUCGUGGCGUGCAGACUGCAUAGGCGCCGAUUACUCGUUCACCAACGGCGACGAUACCGAAAAUUCGUGGACUAGUGACAGUGGCAGUGCGGAUGGGAUCGAGGAAGUCCUCGGCACUGCCACAGGUCCCGUGACCAUCACUGAGCAUCAAGCCGUGAUGACAAAGACAGUUGUUCCAGUUCGGGCCACCGAUACUGAUGACACGGUGACAAGUGCAACCAGCACAGCCAGCGACAAUGUUGCCGCAGUUGAAACGGGACAUGCUGAUGUCGACACCAUGAGCACCACCAGCCACCACAGUUCGAGCACGACUGGAAGCGCCUCGAGAAGCGCGAGUGCGGCUCAAUCCACCUCAACAGACAAUGCUGCAACAGCUGUGGUCAUGUUCAACACGUUCCUCAGUGGCUUAGGGUUGGCUGCGACGAUCUAUUUGAUGAAUUAA